AUGGAUGUCAAAACGUUGACAGCCAUGCGCGCGUACAUGAAUCCAGAGCUCGACGCGCUGAUCUUCAAAGAGGCAGCGCUGCCCCUCGAGGGCGAACGGCCGUACCGCAGCGUCGAGGAUAAACUUUCCAGCGCUUUUGUUCCGGCCACACUGACGGCUUUCACCUCGCGGCUUCGCAUACCCGUGGGUGACAAGGACGGAAAUUUCCCCAGUUGUGUUGGCCAUGUCGACGUUUAUUGUGUCGACGAAGGCAAUGUGGAUGCCGACAACAAUGAAUCUGGCAAGACUGCGUCGACUGGCGACAACAGCGACAGCGACAACCAAACCACAACCAUCGACGACGUGAUCGGCCCCGUUGUCAACAGCGACGAAGAGAGUGCCGUCACGGACUCGGACGACGACGAAAUGAAGGACCAGAAGCCGGACGACUCCUCGUGCGCGAUUGCUAACUCUGACGAGGACUGGGAGGACGAAACCGGCAUGUCCUACAACGCCGACGGUACUGCUAUUAUCAAGACUGCUGUCGCCGUCCGCCGCGGCCAGGUGCAGAUUCCGAGCAAGUACCAGCGCUACAUUCGCUCAAAAAAGCUGGCCGCCGAGAUGGACGCCUCGCGGCUCUACGAUUCCAAGGGUCGUUUGAUCAUUGUUGGCAUCCCUGUGAAGCAUGCCCGCAAUCCCGAUGGCUCUCUCGUCUCGAACCUCAGUGUUCAGCUUCGCCGCCACGCCCAAGAGACGGCUGCCGCUGAUGCUGAUUCUCGCAACAACAGCCUCGCUGGCAGUGCCUCGAGCAGCCGUCGGAGCAGCCAGGCUGCGCUUGCCGCUCCUCGCGGCUCGCCCUUUGGCAUGGGAAGCGAGGGUGGCCUCCCGAAUCCUCUGCGUUGCCACCCAGGCCCGGUGACCCCUCCUCUGACGCCCCCCUUCAUCGGUGCUCAAUCGCCUCAUGAGCCGCCUCCGGUUCCUCCCUCGACGCCCCAUUCGCUGCUGGCCACGCGGUACAUGUCUUCCACAUCACGGUGCAACGCCCUAACGCCUCCCAUGUCACCAUCGACGGCAAUGGUCUCGAUGGCAACAGCAGUGGCUACGGUCCUGUCCAGCACCUCAGCCUCCUCGUCCAUCAACACGGUGUCUGGGGCUGACUCCUCGUCUGGCUCGGCGCCCAUUAGCGCUCCCGGUACCGCUCCCAGCACAUCACCCGAGACGUCGUCGGCGACAACGACACAUGGCGGCGCUAUUGCUCGCAUCAUGGGGCCUGCGGGCUCCUUCCAGCCGUUUGGCAACAGCAGCAGCCUUCAAGCUAUUAUCAAUGCCACUGGCAUCAUGACCAUCCCCGGCAAACACGGCAUCACUAUGCGUCCCGCCCUUGUCCGAUCGGCUAGCAGCCAUUUGUUGGGCGCCGAACUUAGCUCGUCCCUGCACGGCCACAUUCUGGAGGAGAACAACUCCCGCCACCGCUUCAACCACUAUGGUCCCCCUCGCCGCCGCCUCACCGGAAGCACACAGGCUGGACCGUCGACGGGCGUACCCCUGACAGUCAUCGCAAAGGACGAAGACGUCUGUGUGACAGCGCUCUCGCCCCCGCCGAUCCAUCGAACACGCUCUGCACCUAGUGUCACGCAGAGAACCUUCCACAUGCACAGCCUUGACGACGUCUACGUUGGUAAGGGCAAAGGAAAGGCGCGGGAGCACAACGGGUUCCGCGACCAGCCGUCUCUUCCCGAGGUCGACCUCGCAGCGGAGCUGGCCAAAGACGAGUGCUACAACUUUGCCCACGGUUACCAUGCCAAGGGGUGGUAG
Molecule: messenger RNA, 1794 nt
Organism: Sporothrix schenckii 1099-18
Lineage: Eukaryota; Fungi; Ascomycota; Sordariomycetes; Ophiostomatales; Ophiostomataceae
Exons: 1
Coding region: 1-1794 (597 amino acids)
Source: RefSeq, a predicted model, not a curated record